Molecule: messenger RNA, 2875 nt
Organism: Oncorhynchus gorbuscha (pink salmon)
Lineage: Eukaryota; Metazoa; Chordata; Actinopteri; Salmoniformes; Salmonidae
Product: A-kinase anchor protein 7-like
Exons: 8
Coding region: 1141-1536 (131 amino acids)
Cellular component (GO): cytosol
Molecular function (GO): protein kinase A regulatory subunit binding
Source: RefSeq, a predicted model, not a curated record
GAGUAUCCGUAGUCUUGUGUUUACAUGUGUAGUCAGUUAUGUUAGCUAGGAGUAAGCACACAUUUUGCAGGUUUGCUGCAAAAAGUACCAUUUAACUUUAUGCUGAAAACAAAUGCUGGACUUUUUGUUUUUAAUUCUCUACCAAGCUAGCCUUUCAGUUUGCUAGCGACGUUACUAGCUAACUUGAAUUAGACGUGUUUUAACAGAUGACAGGAACUAGUUAGCUAAAGGUAGCUAGCUAGCUAGUAAUAAAAGACUGAAUGCUAUGGCCUGGUCACUCGUGAGUUAACUAUCUUUACUCCAAAUGCUAUGUAGCUAGCUAACGUUAGCUGGUUAGUCUCAUUUAGGUUGUCCUGCUCAGACUUCACUUCUUAAAUCUAUUAGAGGGAUUUGCCUGCUUCACAGAAAGCUUGCAGUCCGAGAACAUCAAUGUGCAAACUGCACGAAGCCCCACGCUAAAUUUGACAAAGGAAGCUUAUCAAAACGGUUUCUACUUUUCUGUAUUUACCUCAAGGUCAGGUAACUUCUUUGGAAUGCAGUCGGUCACUGGGACUGAUUAUGCUCGAGACGAGUAGCAAGGAACAUGACAACGACCUCUUGCUGUCACCUGCACAUGAUCCAUCGACUGAUAUAGUUGCUGCUGAGGAAAGUCAAUUGCAUUGCAAUGUGAAGGAGCUCAUCGCCCCUGUUACCAAGCCAGAGGCCAAUUUGAAGAAGAAGCGAAAGAGAGGCAACUGCUGGAACUGGCUGGCCAGAGAGUGAAUGGCAUGCUCUACUUGUGCAGAUCAGUGCAGGCCCUGGUGAUGCAGAGGGACUCCAGACUCACUCGGGCUCUGGUGCCUGUAGCCAGUCUCCACAUCACGCUGCUGGUGACCCACUUGGCCAGUCAAGAGGAAGUAAACUUGGCAAUGUGUGCAGUGGCCCAGAUGAAGGCAUCACUGCAGGACCUGCUGCGGGGGCGAGAGUUCAUCCUGCCCUUCCACAGCAUCGGACACUUCAGGAAGGUGAUGUUUUGUAGAGUUGGCCCAGGGAGAGAACCUUGUCAAACUGGUCCAGAUCGCAGGUCUUGUGAGGAAAACGUUUGAGGAGAAAUGCAUCUCGUCUGGUGACCGCAAAGCCUUCAAGCCUCACCUUACCUUCAUGAAGCUGUCCAAAACUCCUCCUCUACACAGUCAGGGUUUAAAGAAGCUGUACUCCGACUACGCUCGUCACCACUUUGGAAACGAGAGGGUGUUCAGACUGGCCCUCUGCUCAAUGGUGAAGAAAAAGACCCCGGAUGGAUUCUACCACCGAGAUCUUUUUCAGAGCGGGCCUCGGGCUGCUCGGACAAGUGUCAAGAGGGGUCCGGAGCCUGACGAUGAAGAGCUUGUGAGCCUGAGUAAGAGGCUGGUGGAAGACGCCGUGCUGCUGGCCGUGCAGCAGUUCAUGGACGAGACUCAACACAACGGGGCCGCGUCAUCUGACCCGGCGCGGCCCUCAGACAACCUCAACACUAACGCUGUCAAAACAACCGACACCAGCACCAGCAGCAAGUGACCACAGCCAAUUCCCCCAGGAAGCACUGGACACUUACCAGUCAGGCAGUCAGCCAGCCAACCGGCCCAGGAGCCAAUGGGCAGUCCUGUUACUGGAUCAAGCCCAUUUGAGGUGUUUUACUAGAGAAGGAAGAAAGGUUUUGUGGCAAAACUCUGGAUUGAGUGUGGAAUCCAUAUGCAGUUUUAUGUGUACUUGAUUUUGUGUACCUGAUUGUCACCAAUGAUCAAGGCAGCCUCGCGCCACACAAUCCCUCCUGUCAUGUCUGUCAGUCCAUCUGUCUAGUGUGGACCUUUGUUCAUUCUUGAUUUAUCUGUGCCCUGGGAGAAAGAGUUGGCCUUCUGAAGGAAAUUUCUGUUCUGAUUAAUAUGCUAUGUGAGGUGUGGGUCGUUCCAAUGCUCAGAGUGGAGCUGACAUGUCACGACACACACUACAGACUGAUCUUGGUUAGGUUAGGCUGUACCUCUCGGCCCUCCAAGGUGCAGUCAGUACAAAGACAUUCACUGUCUUUCUACUAAGCUAAAACAAAACAGCACUACAAAAGGAACUGCAACUCAAAAACCUGAGACAUGGGAAAAUGAACUCAUCUGUGCAGCUGGAGAAUAUGCUGUGAACUAUGUUUACAUGAUCCUGUCUCAUCUGUGCUGUAUGUGGCUAAAACUUGAAAAGGUAAAUGAAGAGUGGGUCCCAUGUGCUACCUGUGGUAAAAUAUGCAUGUUAAAAUAUGAGAACUAGGUUGACCUACCAGAAAUGAGGAUCAUGUUAGGUUCGUGUUUGUUUGUUUGUCCCCUGUAGGAGGGGCUGGUGAUGCAGCAGGCCUGGUUAGGAAGGCCCGGUGCAAACACAAUCAUUCUUUGUCUCAGAACCUACAGGACAUAAAGGAGCAUCUAUCCCAGCCGGCUGUCCAAGCUAGCAUCCGCCAGGAGAUCCCUGGCACCUGACUGACUGAACACUCCCAGCUCCCACCAGCAGUGCGGAGACCGCACCAAGGAACUACAGAUACUGUAGUAGGCUAGUGUACUACACACAGUAGAUAGAUACAGUGCAUUUGGAAAGUAUUCAGACCCAUUGACUUUUUUCCAUAUUUUGUUACGUUACAGCCUUAUUCUAAAAUGGAUUGAAUGUUUUUUUCUUCAUCAAUCUACACACAUGGGCUAUUGUGACAAAGCAAAAACUUGUUUUUUUACUUUUUGCAAUUUUAUAAAGAAUUAUAUUAACUAAAAUAUCAUAUUUACAUUAGUGUUCAGACCCUUUACUCAGUAAUUUGUUGAAGCACCUUUGGCAGUGAUAACAGCAUCGAGUCUUCUUGGGUAUGACGCUACAAGCUUGGCAUGCCUGUAUU